Messenger RNA from Williopsis jadinii, 2103 nucleotides. RefSeq names its product Gtb1p (gene GTB1). The coding region runs from base 300 to 2033 and encodes 577 amino acids. The record is from RefSeq and is a predicted model, not a curated record. Gene Ontology annotation, cellular component: glucosidase II complex. Lineage: Eukaryota; Fungi; Ascomycota; Saccharomycetes; Phaffomycetales; Wickerhamomycetaceae. The transcript has a single exon. Gene Ontology annotation, biological process: N-glycan processing.
UUGGGCGUAUAAGCUGUUUUGCAUUAGUAUACCAAGUAUCUUGUUUCGAACACCUCAUCAAUUUGUAGAUUGUUUGGCACAUUGAAUUAAUACUCGGCGAUUUCGAGGCAGAAAAUUACACCCAGGUGUGCCAACAACGACAUUCACUUUGAGAGGUGAUUUGUUGUUCGCUGUUGCAAUUACAACCUUGGAAGUGUUGUGCUGAGCUAUAUAUCACAGUGCUAUACGAAUUGUGUCCGGAGAUAUUGUGAAAGACACUGUAGAACCCUGAUUUAUAAGGUGCAGUUGCAGAGCCCAUUAUGAGAUUACCAUUAGCUGUUCUUGUCCCACUCCUCCCAUUGGUGGUCAACGCUGACUCAGAAGUUAUAGGUGUUGCUCCCAAGGACCAACACUUGUAUGUCAGCAAAGAUGGCAAAUGGAGCUGUCUUUCAAACCCAGAAAUUGUGCUGGACUGGUCACAAGUGAACGACGAUUACUGCGACUGUCCUGACGGGAGUGACGAGCCAGGAACGUCUGCGUGUGAAAACAACCUGUUCUGGUGUAAGAACGAAGGUCACGUUGGCUCUUACAUUCCAAGUCAUCUGGUGAACGAUGGUGUUUGUGAUUACGAGGUGUGCUGUGAUGGCUCUGAUGAGUGGAAAACUGGCGUCCAAUGUCCAAACAAAUGUGUGGAGAUACACGAGGAGUAUGAGAAGGAUCGUAUUGCUACUGAGAAAAUGAUUGCGGUCGGUAAAGAUAAGGCAGCAAAGAUCAUAAGAGCAGCUCAGAGAAUGAAGGCUAAACUCGCUGAUCAAUUGGCCACUGAAGAAUCGCUCUUGAGCUUUGAUAAAGGUGAAAUCCGCAGAUUUCAAAAGCUCAUUGAUGAAAGGGACGAGUCUGAGAAUGCUGAUCUAUUCAAAGCUUUGAAAAAGACCAUUGAUGAACAGAAGUUGUUGGUUGGUAAGAAGCUGGGAGCAUUUGCAUCCAAGAAACAAAACUUGGGCACCGUCUACGAUAUUCUGUCCAAGCUUGAUGAGACCUUUAACGCUAACUUGAAUGAUAACGCUGUGAAGCAAACCGUUGAGGAUUUCAGAGAGUUCUUGAAGGACUACCAACCAUCUGAACUUGACGUUAAGAAGCUUCAGAGAAAGAUCAUUGCACUCUUCAGUAAGGGUGUCAAAGAAGUCAAUGACUCCUCUUCCGUGAUCCUGGAAAGUUUGAAAGAAGCCGUUACUGACCAUGGAGUAGUUGACAAACACAUUGCCAAACUGGAGGAGCUCUUGAACUACUUGAUUGAGAACUAUAACCCAAAUUUCAACGAUCCAAAUGUUAAAGAAGCCGUUGGUUCAUUCCAGGACUAUUUGGUGAACAAGGAAGUUGUUGAAGAUGAUGCAAUGUUUGUCGACUCCGUAUCAUCUGUCUUGAACACAAUCGCAGAUAAGCUGUCCACACUCAAACCUGUCCAAGAAGAGCAGCAACCAGAGGUAUCUGCCCCAUUACAAUCUGUUGAAGAAGGAUCAUUCAUCGAUAGGGUAAGAUCGAAGUUCCAUUUCCUAGUUGAACAAUUCUUGGGAACGUCUUCAGCUCAGGUGAAGAAGUCCGGAAUUGAAACCUUCAAGAAUGACGAUUUAGCAGACGCUGUUCAGAAAUUCGAAGAGUACGCACAAAGUGCCUCCUCGUCCAUCGAUGCCAUCAACUCAAAGCUGUCCAAGAACUAUGGGCCAAAUGAAAUCUUCCGUGCAAUGGCUGACGUCAAAAAGACCUCCAAAUUUGGUGAAUACGACUACGAGCUCGAAAUCAUCGGUGAUGUCAGACAAAAGGGGGCCAAUGGACACAACGUCAAGAUCGGCACUUUCGACAGAGCAGAGCUCGACGAGAAAGACAACACCGUUGUGGCCUACUACGAGAACGGUGCCAAAUGUUGGAACGGCCCUGUUAGAAGGGCUGUUGUCAAGAUCGAGUGCGGUGAUGAGCACGAGCUUCUCGGUGUCAGUGAGCCUGAGAAGUGUGAAUAUCUCUUCAGAAUGAGAAGUCCACUGGGGUGCCACGUCUAACUGCCACACUUUAGAGCAGAAACUCUCCAAUAAACAAAAAGAAUAGCACCGAAUUGCGUGUACUGUGUGU